CGUCAGGAGAGCACUGGCCAGUCUAGCUUGGGACAAAAAUGGCCAAAGAGACAGACAGCACCUGCCCUAUUUGCCAGGACACUCGGAAUGAUGUGGCUUCUGCUCUGCCCUGUCGCCACCAGUUCUGCCUGGGCUGCAUCCUGCGGUGGACAAGGAGAAAUCCAUCGUGCCCACUCUGCAGAAGAAUGAUAGAGACUGUCAGAUUUUCUGAGCAGAGUGAACAGGACUACAUACAGCUGGUCAUCGCCUCACCUGAAGAGUCACCAGAAGGCUAUAGACAGGCAGAGAGAGCUCCUGGCCACCUGGAGAUCAACAGUCCCCAUCUCCCUGUGGUGUCCCCUCCAUCUUCUCCACAGGAGACACUGUCCCCAGAUGAGCAAGGGGCUUCUAGGCUGGAACUUGUUGGUGACCUCCUGCCCGAGGUCUGGGCAGGACUUUUCCGUCAACAACAGCAGCUCCUGGAUCCCGUGCGGCCCUGGCUGCGCCAGAGGUUGGAGGGAAUAUACUGGGGCCGGUGGUGGUUGAUAGAGGCCACAGAGAGCUGCAUCCUGCGCUACCUCUGCAUCUAUGGUCCAGAUGCAGAGGUCUUGGUCCAGAGGCUGCUGAUCUUCCUGGAGGAGCACACAGCACUGCUGGUCCAUGGCCUCAUCAAUGCUAUUGCAGAACAGUGCAAUGAGGAGGCCAUGAGGCUGCUGCAUUCACAGGCUGUUGGGGAUGAGGAUAGCAGCCCAGCAGCCAGCACCAGCUCCAGCUCCAGCUCCAGUUCCAGCUGGUCCAUGUCCAGCAGCGCCCACACGGGCACUCCUGUCAGCUGCUCUGCGGGCUCCAAUGUGGAGGAAGAAACUGCUACAGUAGAGACUGCCCCCCACCAGGGUCCCAGCUGCCCCCAACCUGAACCCAUCCCUGUAGAGGAGGACCAGCCCCAGGAAGAGCCAGAGCAGGCAGCAGUGGCAGGUCCCUCUGCCCAAGGCAGCAGCCACAGCCACUCCACUCCUGGUCAGGGCAGAGGCUGCUCACCUGGAGCAGCCCGGUGUGCCCAGAAGAGGAGGGCUCCUAGCCCUCUGGGCUCUCCGAAGCCCAGCAAGAAGCCAUGA
Messenger RNA from Manacus vitellinus (golden-collared manakin), 1094 nucleotides. RefSeq names its product E3 ubiquitin-protein ligase Topors-like. Gene Ontology annotation, biological process: protein monoubiquitination; protein polyubiquitination. Gene Ontology annotation, molecular function: ubiquitin protein ligase activity. NCBI's taxonomy places the organism in Eukaryota, Metazoa, Chordata, Aves, Passeriformes, Pipridae. The record is from RefSeq and is a predicted model, not a curated record. Bases 39 to 1094 code for a protein of 351 amino acids. The transcript has a single exon.